UUGGGUUUAUAACCAGCCGAAAGGGGGAAUGAAAUCUCCGGUGGACGAGGUCCGAUUUUUCUGUCGUCAGUCGAAUUUAUCCCUAUAAAAGAACCGUGAAAUGUCGAUUUUUUAAAUUUUUCUUUCAUUUUUUCUUUCUUUAAUCUCCGGACAGGAGAUUCGUUGAGUUAUCCACCAAAUUCGAAGAGGCCGAAAUGGCGCACAGGCUCCUCUUGACCGCGAGGAAGUUGGAGAGGAUGAUCCUCGUCGGUCUCCAGAAAGGCUCUUUGGACUCUUUGACCUUGAACAAGAGCCUUUCACAAAUUACAAAGAUCCCUGGAGUCCCAUCCAUUGGAUCAAUAUGGCAGGAUUGGAAGACGUUUUGCGAGAAUCCACCCAAAGGUUUUGAAAAAUUCUUUAAGCCAAAAGAGACUAAAAGCGCCAAAGAGUUGAAGAAGGAGGGCGAAAAGGAAGACACUGAAGCUGCUGCUCUAAAAGAAAAGUCGCCCAAAUCUCCGCCUCAACAACCUCCUCCUACUAAACAGCAGCAGCAACAGCAAUGGUCUUUUGGAGUUUUUGGUAGCCCGAGAACUGGUGGACCAGGCGGGUCAGGUCCAGGAAAACCGCUAGGCGAUUCUGAAAAAGAAAAAUGGCUCCUUCUUGGUCUGAUCGGGAUGGUUGGUCUCAUCGCAUCCAUAGCACUUUAUGAGAUGGGAUAUAAAGAAAUUACCUGGAAAGAAUUUGUAAAUAAUUUCUUAUCCAAAGGUAUAGUAGAAAAAUUGGAGGUGGUGAAUAAAAAAUGGGUCAGAGUUCGCCUAACUCCUGGAAACAGCGCUGAUGGACCGGGAGUGCUAUGGUUUAACAUCGGAAGUGUGGAUUCAUUUGAACGGAAUCUAGAUAACGCUCAGAUGGAAAUGAACAUCGAUCCACCAAAUUAUGUCCCUGUAAUUUAUAGGACUGAAAUCGAAGCGAGUAGCCUCACAAGUUUUCUUCCCACCAUUCUCAUCAUAGGCUUCUUGAUAUAUAUGAUGAGGAGAUCUGCAGAUAUGAUGGGUGGUAGGGGCAAGAAAGGAGGAGGCCUUUUUGGCGUUAUGGAGUCAACUGCAAAACUGAUCAACUCUUCCGACAUCGGAGUCAGAUUCAAAGAUGUAGCUGGUUGUGAAGAAGCCAAAGUGGAGAUCAUGGAGUUUGUUAACUUUUUGAAGAACCCUACUCAAUAUAUUGAGUUAGGAGCCAAAAUCCCAAAGGGUGCAAUGUUGACAGGUCCUCCUGGAACUGGUAAAACUUUACUAGCCAAAGCAACUGCAGGAGAAGCUAAUGUACCUUUUAUAUCUGUUUCUGGAUCAGAGUUCUUAGAAAUGUUUGUCGGUGUUGGCCCAUCUAGGGUCCGUGACAUGUUUGCUAUGGCAAGGAAACAUGCUCCAUGCAUUCUAUUCAUCGAUGAGAUCGAUGCCGUAGGAAGGAAAAGGGGCGGUCGGAGUUUUGGGGGGCAUUCAGAACAAGAGAACACUCUUAAUCAACUUUUAGUUGAAAUGGACGGUUUCAAUACAAAUAUGAACGUAGUUGUAUUAGCUGCUACAAACAGAGUUGACAUACUAGACAAAGCUUUAAUGAGACCUGGUAGAUUUGACAGACAGAUAUUCGUUCCCGCACCUGAUAUUAAAGGGAGGGCAUCCAUUUUUAAAGUACACUUAGAGCCUUUAAAAUCUAAUUUAGAUAAGGCUAAUUUAGCGAGAAAGUUAGCAGCACUUACACCCGGAUUCACAGGCGCUGAUGUAGCAAAUGUGUGCAACGAAGCUGCCCUUAUUGCUGCAAGGGACUUGAACACAUCAAUAAAUUUAAAGCAUUUUGAGCAAGCAAUUGAAAGAGUGGUCGCUGGAAUGGAGAAAAAAACAAACGUGCUCCAACCUGAUGAGAAAAAGACGGUUGCUUAUCACGAAGCCGGUCAUGCUGUUGCUGGGUGGUUUCUUCAGUUUGCAGAUCCUUUACUGAAGGUUUCAAUUAUUCCAAGGGGAAAAGGCUUAGGAUACGCGCAGUAUCUUCCCAAAGAACAGUACUUAUACACAAAAGAGCAGCUGCUCGAUAGAAUGUGCAUGACUCUCGGCGGUCGAGUAUCCGAGGAGAUUUUUUUCAAUAGGAUAACCACAGGAGCUCAAGACGAUCUACAAAAAGUGACUAAAAGUGCAUACGCUCAGGUUGUGCACUACGGCAUGAAUGAAAAAGUUGGUGCAAUCAGUUUUGAUAUGCCUCAGCCUGGAGAAAUGGUUUUUGAAAAACCCUAUUCAGAAAACACAGCACAAUUGAUUGAUAAUGAGGUUAGAUGUUUAGUUGAUAAUGCAUUAGUUAGAACCAGGGAGUUGUUGAGAACUCAUAAAACCGACGUAGAAAAGGUUGCGGAAAGGCUUUUAAAACAAGAGAUACUGAGCAGGGAGGAUAUGAUUGAGCUACUCGGGCCGAGACCUUUCCCGGAGAAAUCCACUUAUGAAGAUUUUGUCGAAGGUACUGGGUCGUUCGAAGAAGACACAACGCUCCCUGAAGGCCUUAAGGAGUGGAACCAAAAACGGGAAAGCGAUAAGCCAAAUAAAGGCUCACCUUCAGAAUCGACAACCCCCCAGGCGUCAGUUUAGUUUUUGUUAGAUAUUUUUAUUUAGGCUGAAUAUAUUUUAUUUGUACAAGUGGUUCGCUAUCUGUGUGCAGAGUUCACAUUUUGUAAAUACAUUUUGCUGUUCAUAGUGAACGGCCAAGUGGACAAAAAUUAAAUCUAUUACAAUCUUU
This is a messenger RNA of Cimex lectularius (bed bug), 2754 nucleotides long. RefSeq names its product AFG3-like protein 2 (gene Afg3l2). The coding region runs from base 195 to 2606 and encodes 803 amino acids. The transcript is spliced from 14 exons. NCBI's taxonomy places the organism in Eukaryota, Metazoa, Arthropoda, Insecta, Hemiptera, Cimicidae. Gene Ontology annotation, biological process: mitochondrial protein processing; protein-containing complex assembly. Gene Ontology annotation, molecular function: zinc ion binding; ATP hydrolysis activity; ATP binding. The record is from RefSeq and is a predicted model, not a curated record. Gene Ontology annotation, cellular component: membrane; m-AAA complex.